Molecule: messenger RNA, 702 nt
Organism: Cyphellophora attinorum
Lineage: Eukaryota; Fungi; Ascomycota; Eurotiomycetes; Chaetothyriales; Cyphellophoraceae
Exons: 3
Coding region: 1-702 (233 amino acids)
Biological process (GO): translation
Cellular component (GO): ribosome
Molecular function (GO): structural constituent of ribosome
Source: RefSeq, a predicted model, not a curated record
AUGCCACCUCGACCUACGGCAGCCGCUGCCGGCGGUCUGUUCAACCUAACCUCCCUCUUCCAAGCCCUCCCUCGCCUCACAUACACACCGCAACCACAGUUCCUCCCAACCCGAUCCAUCUGCCCAUCCUGUGCAGCGCCAUUCUCAACCACCGCGCCCCUCGAAAUGAAGCGCAAGCGCAAAGUCCGGAAACGCAUCGACCCCUACCGACAAGCCCAAGCACGACAACGGCGCGCGGCCAACGUUGCCCGACAAGAGUCUCUACGCAAAGCCGGUCUCGACCUGGGACACCCAGUACAUUCCCGCCCUACGCCGUUCAUCGAGUCUCUACAUCCAAAUGCGCCCCUGGCGGAGCUGAAGACUUCUUACUUAAACUACUUUGUCAAACCCAACGAGCUCUCUUCUUCGAUUGAACGGUCAGCCGCGCUGACCAAACCUCGGGAAAUUGAUGGCGACGACAGCGCUAACGCGGACCGCCUCGAGAUCUUCGAAGCUCAGCACGAGAACGCCAUAAAUGUCCUGGCGGCGAAUCUGGGCGGGCAGGAUAAGAUCAACAAGCGGAAUUUGAGGUUAUUGGUGCAUAAACGGCAGAAACAUUUGAACUAUCUUCGAAAGCAGGAUCGUGGAGGUCCCAGGUGGAGGAACCUGGUCGAGAAGCUGGGCGUCAAUGACGGGAUGUGGAGGGGAGAGAUUAGUUUGUGA